Molecule: messenger RNA, 1188 nt
Organism: Aspergillus caelatus
Lineage: Eukaryota; Fungi; Ascomycota; Eurotiomycetes; Eurotiales; Aspergillaceae
Product: S-adenosyl-L-methionine-dependent methyltransferase
Exons: 4
Coding region: 1-1188 (395 amino acids)
Molecular function (GO): O-methyltransferase activity
Source: RefSeq, a predicted model, not a curated record
AUGGCAACCUCACUGUCGGAUCUUACUUCCACCCUCAAGUCCGCGCUGGCAAAUCUCCCAUCCCCAGAGAACAUCAAAGAAGAGGAGCGUAUGCAGCUUCUCGGGGCAAUCGGUCAGCUUCAGUCCGCAUUAGAGACACCGGUCCAGAUUAUCCAAAAGUACUGUUUUGGGCACUAUGGAAUUGCCGGAAUCAGGGUUGCCCAGGGCAUGGGAAUCUUCGAUGCUUUCGUCACAUCCAACGGGGCCGAGAUGACUUUCGCAGACCUUUCGUCAAAAACGAAAGGGGACGUGGAGCUUCUCAAACGUAUUAUGCGAUUCCUUUGCUCUCAUGCCAUCUUCAAGGAAACUAGCUCCGAAACAUAUCGGCCUUCACAGACAGCCAUGCUGUUCGGAACUGGAUCAGUGCCUGGUGAUAUGAUCAAGCAUUUUCACACAAAUAUGCAAAUGACCUCGAAACACUUUGAAUAUUUCGAAGCGAGGGGCUACAAGAAUCCUUCGGAUGCUUAUGAUGCUCCCUUUCAACUGGCCUAUCACACGAACGAGCAUUACUUCGACUGGAUGAGCAAAAGACCUGAGAUACAAAGUGUGUUCAACUCAGUAAUGACGGAGUCCAAACGACACUACGGUGUUGAGUGGUUCGAGUUUUAUCCAGUUCUGGACAAGCUACAGGUAACUCCAGAGCGAGUUGCCUUAGUUGAUGUCGGUGGUGGUGUGGGACAUGAUAUUACAGCACUCAAGGCACGGUUCCCACAAUUGCCAGGCAAAUACAUUGUCGAGGACCUCCCUCAAGUCAUUGACGAUAUUAAAGAGCCGCUCCCCGAAGGAAUCAAUGCUGUCAAGAUCAAUAUGUUCGAGGGACAGCCGAUUAAAGAUGCCAAGGCUUACUACAUGCGGACGGUCCUGCAUGACUGGCCAGACAAGCCGGCGCUGGAAGUCCUGCGUCACAUCCGCCAGGCGAUGGCCAGCGACUCAAUCCUCCUCAUCAAUGAGCAUGUAAUGCCCGAAGGUGCCAAUGUUCCUGUACUAUCCGCAACACUGGAUCUCCAUAUGAUGGAGGUCUUUUCCGCCCUCGAGCGAACGGAGAAGCAAUGGAUUGACCUGCUCGAGAGGGCGGAGUUCAAAGUUACCAAAGUUUGGAAGUCUGAUGCGGGCUUUGACACUGCGGUAUUUGAGGCUACUUUGGGAUAA